Anopheles nili is the source of this 1323-nucleotide messenger RNA. Its product is annotated as Krueppel-like factor luna. The coding region runs from base 1 to 1323 and encodes 440 amino acids. Gene Ontology annotation, biological process: regulation of transcription by RNA polymerase II. Gene Ontology annotation, molecular function: DNA-binding transcription factor activity, RNA polymerase II-specific; RNA polymerase II cis-regulatory region sequence-specific DNA binding. The transcript has 2 exons. NCBI's taxonomy places the organism in Eukaryota, Metazoa, Arthropoda, Insecta, Diptera, Culicidae. The record is from RefSeq and is a predicted model, not a curated record.
AUGGCGGCCGCAGCGGCUGCAGCUGCCGCACGAACACACGCUCACCUGCUGUCGACACUGUGCGGUACCGGAAGUGCCAUCGCCGUGCCCGGAACUCAAUCGGCCUCACCCGGCAAUGGCAACGCGCUGGACGCGAACACCGCCGAAGGAGCGCUCCUGCUGGCCGAGAACAACAAUAGCCUUAGUGUGAACAACGCCAACUAUCCUAGCGAAAGCGACCUGGAAUCGAAACCGAGUACCUUCCGCGAGACCUACCCCAUCUACGGUAAUUACGGUGGUCGCGCGAGUCCUUCACAUCUGCGUGUAAAAACGGAACGCCAGAAACCGACCGGUGGUGGCCUUGGCUCGCAUCACCACCCCCAUCCGCAUCUAUUUCCGGCCCAGUUCCUGCAUGCUUUCUCCGCGCAUCAUCACCAGCAGCAGCAGCAGGAGGAGCAACAGGCUGCGGCUCUGUUGAGUUCCGCAGCCCUCGGGAGCCAUCGUCGAGCCCAAUCACCUCCACUAGCGAUGAUGCUUGACCAACAACUGCAUGAACAGCUGCAGCAACUUUCGGCUGCAUCGGGGGUGCGUUCUCCAUCGGCAAUGUCUAAGCUGCUGCCAGCUCUGUCCGGUCCGCUGGCAGCAUCCAUUGCCUCCAUUGCAUCCAGCCUGCCGAAGAGCCAUCCGUUGAGUGAAUCCGCCACAUCAGCCUUUCAACGAUUGCUGCGACAACCGACAACGGCCGCUACUACUGCUGCUGGAACGGCUGCAGGUUCGGGGUUGUUUUCCGCGCGUUCGCGCAACAAUCGCCCGGGAAGUGGCACUAGCCCGGACCGGUACAGUGGGAAGCUGACGGAUUUGCGGCAGAGGGCUGGCCCUAACGGAAACUCCAAUGGGGGCGAGCAGCAAUCGGUUAAGCGCCAGCACGGAAGCACCAGUAGUAACCCUCGCCAUCAUCUCCACCUGGGAUCGCCUUCACCGGGGUUGCUAGGAUUGGGCAGUGAUCUACACCAUUCUCACCACAACCACCACCACCAUCAGUCGUCCUCCUCGUUGCCCUCGCUGAAGGGACUUAUAAAAAAUCGGAAGAUACACCGCUGUGAUGCGACCGGGUGUGAUAAGGUGUACACGAAAAGCUCCCACCUGAAAGCGCAUAAGCGAACGCACACCGGUGAAAAACCCUACAUCUGCACCUGGGAGGGUUGCGUUUGGCGAUUCGCCCGCUCUGAUGAGCUGACUCGGCACUACCGGAAGCACACCGGUCUCAAGCCGUUCCGCUGCAAGCUCUGCACACGUUCCUUCAGCCGCUCGGAUCACCUAUCGCUGCAUAUGAAGCGGCAUUAG